UUUAUAAACUCCUCUUUGUAGCCUAGCACCCUUCUGGGGUCCUUGUGCCCAACCCUGGCAUCAGGGUCAGGACGCUUUCUCCCACUGGAGAAGGGAGUGGGGAACACCUGUGGACCUGCCUUUAUUCUAGCCGUUUUUCCCUUCUGGCCUGUAGGGAUAGUAGCUGGCAACUCCUUCAAGGAGCAUAGUUGUGUGCCUGGCACAGUUCAGAGUCCCUGAUGGUUUGUGGUGAGAAGGAUCCCUGAUAGAUGUUUGUCUGGAGACUGGUAGGAUUCAUCCCACUUUCUGGAACUUCCUACUGCAGCUGCUUUCCUGCACUUUUCCAGACAUUCAUUCCUGUCCCAUCUGCAACUGUUAUUUGUAACAGUUAGGUAUAACUAGUAGUUAUCACUACACUUAUAACUACUAGUAGUUUUACCCUCUUAUACUGAGCGAAUAUAAUCAUUUUUGUCAGCCCAUGUAAGCAGUUUUUUGUGACAUCUGCUGGCUCUUUAGGAAUCCUUUUGCAAAGCUUUUAGAUAUCAAAAAUCCAAGAGUGAGAUCCAGGGGAAAAACUGUGAUAUGAUAACAGAAAAUGGAAUGGGUACAGAGGUGUGAGCAGAGAAGGAAACUAGAUGUAGCAGGGAGCAAAAGGAGGAAGUUAGGAGCUUAGAGUUUUGACAUGGCAGCUAAGCUGAAUGAAAUUAAGAGGACUUCUCCUUCUAGGUAGCUUGUCCUGUCAGUAUUCGUUGUUUAAUUUUGAACUUGAAAAAAAUCACAGAAUGGCAGCAGCAACUUCCCGAUAGCAAUUAAAAAAAUUGGAAGUAUGAGGGUGGAAAUAUCUUAAUAGAAAACUAUGGGAAGGAAUGGGUUGUGGCUUCUAAUGGAGUUGCUGUUGUGGACUAAACAUGACUUUUUUUCUUUUUUGAAAUAACUACACAGACUAGACCUGAUCCUUCUGUUAGUGAUGAUCUGGCAAGAAUGGGGCCUGGUCUGUGAAACAAAACAGAGGAACAGCAGUGUUUUAAUUCUUCCAGUACUUUUUUCUUUUAAUCCUCAGUUCCUGAUCUCAUAUGACUGCAGGAGGAUCUCAAAUUUCAUAUGGAUCUUCUGCAAUUUUCUGUCGCUGAAUGCCAUCAGAGGGGGGAAAAAAAAAACCUAAUCUACUUGAGUCUCUUGUAAUGUAUCCAGGGGCUGUUCCAGGAGGUGAAGGAAAUAAUGGACAUCAUGGAAAACUUAUUUUUUUCCUUUUUGUUUUUGGAGCUGUCCUGCUCUGUGCUGGAUUCCUGCUUUCAGUCUUUAUCCUACAGUCAUGCCCAUCUGGAACCUUCAGUGACUGCAAUGGGGUCCUUAAGGCUGCUGGGCCUCUGCUGGCUGUAACUGGACUAGUUUGUGUUUUAUUGGCACGAUCAAGGGCCAGGCUCUAUAUAAGACAGAGACAAUUGCAAAAUGAGCAGGUAUACAGCCUUGUUUUUUGUCAAGGGAGCUGUCAGUUUGCCCAGUUUCUUAUCUUUGGAUUCCUGUUUUUAACAAGUGGAAUGCUAAUUAGCAUCCUGGGCAUUUGGGUUCCUGGCUGCAGCCCCGGCUGGCAGGGUGCACAGCACAACCACACCAGCAGCUCUGAGGUGGACCUGAAGGGCUGUGGAUUCCUGUCUCUGCAGAUCAUGGGCCCUUUGAUUGUGCUCACUGGGUUAUGUUUCUUCGUGAUAGCUCAUGUUAAAAAGAAACAAAACUUAAAUCUCAGCGAAGAGUCUUGUGAAAACGAAGAACAUCCUCAGAGUCCAGAAUCUUUUCAAGUUACAGUAGGUGAUGCUGUAAUGGUAUUCCCACCUCCACCACCUCCUUAUUUUGCUGACCCUCUGUCACCAACUGUGACUCACUGUCUUAUGUCAAGUGGUUUGCCUGCAAGUGAAAACCCUCCACCAUACCACACUAUCUUCAGUGAUGGAUUACAACUUGCAGAUGAUGAAAGAACAGUUGCUAUUAGAGACUAUGAAACCGUAUAUACAAUUUCUGGCAGCAGUUCACCUUCAGAUAUUUUACCAGUGCUGUAUCUCUCCUCUGAAUCACCUCCAAAAUAUGAAGAAAAAGAGGCAUCAAUAACAAAUAAUGAAUAUUCUCCAUCCUCUUCAUCUUCAUCCAUUUCCUUAGCCACAUCUGACACCAGCUCCUAGAGAACUGUCAACUAGACUUCAUUUUUAAAUGAAAUUGUGCACUCAGAUUUAAGAUUUUUAAUGUUAUUUACAUUUUAUAAUAAAAGCAAUAAUGUUGGCUGUGUCUUAUUUUUCAUCAGAAAGCAUAUAUGAUGAAUUUGGGUUUUUAAGAAAUAUUAGAUAACGCUGGGCUUCUGAGCAAAUGGUUUGAAGAGAUUCAGAUCACUGCAAGAACGUUAAAUGUUCAUCUUGUUCUGUUACAGCUUUAGUUUCUAUUUUUAGUUGUUCUUUAUAUAAUGGAGGCAUUA
Molecule: messenger RNA, 2440 nt
Organism: Struthio camelus australis
Lineage: Eukaryota; Metazoa; Chordata; Aves; Struthioniformes; Struthionidae
Source: RefSeq, a predicted model, not a curated record